This is a messenger RNA of Impatiens glandulifera, 1999 nucleotides long. RefSeq names its product D-3-phosphoglycerate dehydrogenase 1, chloroplastic-like. Lineage: Eukaryota; Viridiplantae; Streptophyta; Magnoliopsida; Ericales; Balsaminaceae. The coding region runs from base 29 to 1825 and encodes 598 amino acids. The record is from RefSeq and is a predicted model, not a curated record. Gene Ontology annotation, biological process: L-serine biosynthetic process. The transcript is spliced from 5 exons. Gene Ontology annotation, molecular function: phosphoglycerate dehydrogenase activity; NAD binding. Gene Ontology annotation, cellular component: chloroplast stroma.
GAGCAGAGACGAAAAAUAUAGUAUUUCAAUGGCGGCUACUUUCUCAAGCAUUCUUUCAACUCCCAAUGCGGGAAAGCUUACUCCAGCUUCUCUUUCAUGGAAGCUUCCCGUUUCCUCCUCAUUCGGCGUCGUAUCUAUGCCCCGUCGCGAUUCCGCUCGACCUAUGUUUGUCGUCUAUGCGGCUGACGGCAAGCCGACGGUUCUCGUGGCGGAGAAGCUAGGAGAGGCUGGUUUGAAUCUAUUGAAAGAUGUUGCGAAUGUGGAUUGUUCUUAUAAUUUGACUCCUGAGGAGCUAUGUACUAAGAUCUCGCUUUGCGACGCCUUGAUUGUUCGAAGCGGGACCAAGGUAUCUCGUCAGGUGUUUGAGGCUUCAGGUGGGAGGCUCAAGGUCGUCGGACGUGCUGGCGUUGGUAUAGAUAACGUGGAUCUGGCGGCCGCGACGGAGCAUGGUUGCCUCGUUGUUAACGCGCCGACCGCUAACACCAUUGCUGCGGCGGAGCACGGGAUCGCGCUUUUGACUGCUAUGGCACGGAAUAUCGCGCAAUCUGACGCCUCUGUCAAAGCUGGUAAAUGGCUGCGAAACAAAUAUGUUGGUGUUUCUCUUGUUGGGAAAACACUUGCUGUGAUGGGGUUUGGAAAGGUUGGUUCUGAAGUUGCUAGGCGUGCAAAAGGGCUUGGUAUGCAUGUCAUUUCACACGAUCCUUAUGCUCCUGCUGAUCGUGCCCGUGCAGUUGGUGUUGAGCUUGUGAGCUUUGAUGAAGCAUUGGCAACUGCUGAUUUCAUCUCGCUUCACAUGCCUCUUACUCCAACAACAUCAAAGGUGCUAAAUGACGAGACUUUUGCAAAGAUGAAAAAAGGAGUCCGGAUUAUUAAUGUUGCUCGUGGUGGAGUUAUUGAUGAAGAUGCUUUAGUUAGAGCACUUGAGAGUGGCAUUGUUGCUCAGGCUGCUCUUGAUGUUUUUACUGUAGAGCCACCGCCUAAGGAUAGCAAAUUGGUUCAACAUGAAAAUGUCAUUGUAACACCUCAUCUUGGUGCCAGCACAAUGGAAGCUCAGGAAGGAGUGGCAAUUGAAAUUGCUGAAGCUGUUGUUGGAGCCUUACAGGGAGAGCUUGCUUCCACUGCUGUCAAUGCUCCAAUGGUUCCUUCUGAGGUUUUGGCUGAGCUGAAACCAUAUGUAGAGCUAGCAGAGAAGUUGGGAAGGCUGGCUGUGCAACUAGUAACAGGAGGGAGUGGUGUAAAAGACGUAAAAGUGUCAUAUGCUUCUGCCCGAGCUCCGGAUGACCUGGACACUAGGGUUCUCCGUGCGAUGAUCAUAAAGGGCAUAAUCGAACCCAUCUCGAGCACAUUCGUGAACUUAGUGAACGCAGAUUUCACUGCCAAGCAGAGAGGCGUGCGAAUUACGGAAGAACGUGCGAUGUUAGACGGUUCGCCAGAAAAGCCAUUGGAUUACAUCCAGGUUAGUAUUGCAAAUGUGGAGUCGAAGUUUGCAAGCGCGUUAUCAUCAGAUUCAGGAGAUAUAAAGGUGGAAGGAAAGGUUAAAGACGGUGUGCCACAUUUGACAAGGGUUGGUUCGUUUGAGGUUGAUGUGAGCUUGGAAGGAAGUAUUAUACUGUGUAGACAGGUUGAUCAGCCGGGGAUGAUUGGAACGAUUGGAAGUAUUUUGGGUGAAGAGAAUGUGAAUGUUAGUUUUAUGAGCGUUGGAAGGGUUGCUCCUAGGAAGCAUGCUGUGAUGGCGAUUGGAGUUGAUGAGCCACCGAGCAGCCAAUCUUUGAAGAGGAUUGGUGAGGUUCCUGCCAUUGAAGAGUUUGUUUAUCUCAAGUUGUGAGUGAGUAAUUUCAUUUCAUUUCCUUCCAGUUUUGGUUUUGGUUUUGGGGAUUAUUAUUAUUGAGGCAAAAUGAUUAAUAAGUUGUAGUGUUGUUGUUCCAUCCCAAUCUGGACCUUUUUUAGAGAUUUUCUGAACCAAUUUUCAAUAUAGUCCAGUCAGAAGUUACCCCUUUUU